Penicillium riverlandense is the source of this 1377-nucleotide messenger RNA. RefSeq lists its product as uncharacterized. The transcript has 7 exons. Gene Ontology annotation, molecular function: arylformamidase activity. Bases 1 to 1377 code for a protein of 458 amino acids. The record is from RefSeq and is a predicted model, not a curated record. NCBI's taxonomy places the organism in Eukaryota, Fungi, Ascomycota, Eurotiomycetes, Eurotiales, Aspergillaceae.
AUGGCCCCUCCGCUCGAUCCUCUCCCUUCAUUCGACCAGCUUCCCUUGCGCGAGGGCGACCCACCAAACUCGGCCUGGGGACUUUGGGGCAACGGGCCAGACAGUGCACUGGGAUCCUUGAACUAUUUGACCGACGAGUUGGUGUUGAAGACAAUCAAGGAAGAGGUGAAAACCGGAGAGCGCAUUGGCCUAAAUCUCCCUCUUGAUCUGUUCGAUCCGCCACUUCUGGGACGGGCCGGUUUCGAGCAGAAGAUUAUCGACAAGAAUCCGCUUGUAGUCAACGAUGACGUGAUUACUUUCAACACUCAAGGGAGCUCUCAAUGGGAUAGCCUGCGUCAUUUUGCGUAUCAACAAGAUAAGAAGUUCUAUAACGGGACGACUCAAGCGGAUAUCCACGCUUCUAGCCGAACGGAAAUCAAUGGCUUGCAGAGCUGGUGCUCGAAAGGGCUCGCGGGCCGGGGCGUAUUGAUUGACUAUGUUUCGUAUGCACAACGUCGCGGUAUCGAAGUGAAUCACUUCGCGGGUCACGCCAUCUCAAUCGAAGACGUGCUAGCUAUCGCUGAGGAGCAAGGAGUCGAGUUUCGCACUGGAGAUGUGCUUUUCCUGCGUACUGGCUAUGUUGCCGCCUACAAGGCUCUAGACGCAGAAGGCCGAGAGAGGGUUUCCACCGUGCGUGAGUGGUGCGGCCUUGGUCAGUCCCGAGAAACGACAGAGUGGCUCUGGAAGAGACAGUUUGCUGCGGUGGUGAGCGACUCGCCGGGAUUCGAAGUACGACCCCCGACAGAUAAGAAGUGGCAUCUUCACCCAAUCCUGCUGGCCGGAUGGGGAACACCACUAGGGGAGCUGUUUGACCUAGACAAGUUGGCCGAGAUCUGUGCCAAAAAUAAGCGCUGGUCCUUCUUUUUUACGUCGGCACCGCUGAACUAUACUGGUGCUGUGGCUUCACCUCCCAACGCGACAGCUGUUUUCUUGGGCAAGUCGGCGCAGCUGCUCCAGAACUUGGCCCUUAUUUCCAGCCAGUGGCGUCAACUCAUCCACAACGAUGUAAUGGUUGGUCCCAGUGGACGUCAUGAAGUUAACAGGCUUGUUAUCACGCGUGAGAAACCCCACAGACGUCGGUCGCCAGAAGCGCAGGUCGCUGGGACGUUCGAGCAGCGCCUCCUCGCCAACGGCGGCACGAAAGGCUUUGUAUUCAGCGCUCGCGCGUCCGCGAAUAUAUUUUCUGGGGCCAUGAUCUUACACUUCGAGCCCCCUCAGCCAAUGGUGAGGGACAGUGUCAUUGUCUUCGGCACUCCGGAACCAGGCAUAUGCCUGGCACUUGGGCUCAUUGCUAUGGGUGACCGGGGCGAUUUUAGAGAUAUAUUCAAGGAACUGUGA